AUGGUCCCCUCAGGGUUCCCCAGACCCWCCUCACACCCUUCCUCCUUCACCAGCAGUAUCUCUGGACCCUCCUCCUCCUGGAAGAAACAGCAUCUGUUGACGUUCCGAUUCAAGCGACGGUUCAGAAGACGGAUCAGCAGGGCUCCGUAUGGUGGUUGGRUGGAGGCUAACAGAGGAGACUGGGCGACCAUCUUGGAUUACCAGACCCAGACCGGUGCAGCCAAGGGCCUAACGGACAACAUCACUGAGCAGGCCAGMACCAGAGGCGACAUAGUGGAGGUCAGUGGAUGGGACAGCGUCUUGAACUCUGGGCUCAGGAACAACACUGUUAACUACAACCAGAAACAGACUGUCGAACACAAAACAACAACCGAACUUAGUCUGCAUGACAACAGACUGGCUGAGACCAGGGUGAGGCAUAGCUUUGGUCUGCGGGGACGGGAAGGUGUCGGUAUGCGGCGGGAGAGAACACACACAGACUCGGCUAGCGAUGCUCCAUCCUGCUCCUAUAGUUGUGAUUCAGAGAGACUGAUGACGCCUCAGGUUAAUCCACUAACAGGUGCUGCCUUCAGCCUGACUUCUAUAGGAUCUAUCAACUGGAACAUGGACCCUGCGACAACACAGACACUUCCUGGCCUUCGUCCUCCUCACACUCCCCUAAUGUUAAACCAUAGCUCAGACAAUGCCAAAACACUAAAUGGCUACGCAAGCCCAUUUACAAAUGAUGGUAAUAGAGACGUAAUCAGUAAAGGUGUCAGCGCCUAAGAGAAGUGCUUCCCGUGUUCAUUCUGUGGGAAAGCCUUCAGUUUCCCCGAACAGGUGGAGCUCCACCAGAGGAUGCACACAGGGGAGAAAUCUUUCGUCUGCCACCUGUGCCGGYCCAGUUUUCAGACUCSUCCAACCUGAAUAMGCACCCGAGGGUCCACACAGGAGAGAAACCAUACAGCUGCCCCCAGUGUGAGAAGAGGUUCUCCCGCCAGCACAAUAAGAAGAUGCACCUAAAGGUCCACACAGGAUAGAUGGCGU
This is a messenger RNA of Salvelinus sp. IW2-2015, 1026 nucleotides long. The record is from RefSeq and is a predicted model, not a curated record. Lineage: Eukaryota; Metazoa; Chordata; Actinopteri; Salmoniformes; Salmonidae.